Cryptomeria japonica (Japanese cedar) is the source of this 1870-nucleotide messenger RNA. Its product is annotated as probable CoA ligase CCL5. Gene Ontology annotation, cellular component: peroxisome. Bases 99 to 1793 code for a protein of 564 amino acids. NCBI's taxonomy places the organism in Eukaryota, Viridiplantae, Streptophyta, Pinopsida, Cupressales, Cupressaceae. The transcript has 6 exons. Gene Ontology annotation, molecular function: CoA-ligase activity. The record is from RefSeq and is a predicted model, not a curated record.
UAUUUAUCUAUUUAUCCCAAAUUCAACCAGAUAAAUUACACGAGUUUUAUUCAAAACCCUCUCCCCUGCAACCCCACAAAAAAUCAGCUAAAUUCAGUAUGGCAACGCGUACAGUAUCUGGAUCUGCAGGUCUCGAGAUCGAUUCACGCAGCGGAUACUGCAACAGCAAUGGAAUUUACUACAGCAAGCGAAAGAAAGUAACCUUUCCGCAGGACGAAUAUCUGGACCUCCCGACCUUCAUCUCUUCACAGCCUCACACAAAUCACAUAGCUCUUGUUGACUCUGCCACAGGCAACAAAAUCUCCUAUUCUGAACUAUGGCACAGUGUGAGAUCCUUAGCUGCAGGCUUAUCACAAAUUGGUGUCAAAAAAGGUGAUACAAUUUUCAUCCUUUCACCAAAUUCAGUCCACUUUCCCAUCAUCUGCAUGGCGAUCAUGUCAAUUGGGGCAAUUGUUACCACAACAAACCCUCUAAACACUGCAAAAGAAAUAGCAAAGCAGGCAGCAGACUCCAACGCCAUGCUAGCCUUCGUCACACCAGAACUAACCAGAAAGAUGGAUGACAGCAAUCUGCCAUUAGUUCUGAUAUCUGCCCACCACUUUUUGUCUCUGUCAGAUAUCCAUCAGGUAAAAAAUCCCAAGAAUGUGUCCAUAAGGUUUUUAUCAGAGCUUAUGGCCUCAGACACCAACCAAAUGCCUGCAGUAAAAGUCCAUCAAGAUGACACUGCCACUCUGCUUUACUCUUCUGGCACUACUGGGCCUAGUAAAGGUGUGAUUAGUACCCACAGAAAUCUCAUAGCCAUGGUGUGCAUGGCACUGACGCGUUUCCAUUCUGUAAGGAAGGAUACCUUUCUGUGUACUGUGCCCAUGUUUCAUAUAUAUGGCCUUGCUCGAAUUGCAUGUGGGUUUCUUGCCUUGGGGUCUACUAUUGUUGUGUUGUCUAAAUUUGGGUUGGGUGAGAUGCUUGGGGCUAUUGACAAGUAUAAAGUGACCUUUUUGCCACUAGUGCCGGCAAUUUUAGUGGCCCUGACAAAGUCAGAGAUCCUCAACAAGUAUGACUUGGGGUCUCUGCGUACUGUCCAGUGUGGAGGAGCCGCCCUCAGCAAGGAGAUUAUCGAAGAAUUUAUUUCCAGUUUUCCUAAAAUUGUACUAUUGCAGAGUUAUGGGAUGACAGAAACAGCAGGAACGGGAGUAUCUGCAGACACCCUAGAGGAAAGCAGGCACUAUGGAUCGACCGGUAUGGUGUCCCCAAAUAUUGAAGCGAAGAUAGUGGAUCCGGAUUCUGGCAUUUCUCUUCCUAUAAACCAAAGAGGAGAGUUGUGGCUUCGUGGCCCAACAGUUAUGAAAGGAUAUUUUAGCAAUCCAGAAGCUACAAGUGCAGCUGUGGACAAAAAUGGCUGGCUACGUACAGGAGAUCUUUGUUAUAUUGACAGUGAAGGCUACGUCUUUGUAGUAGACAGGCUGAAAGAGCUGAUAAAAUAUAAAGGUUAUCAGGUUGCUCCUGUCGAAUUAGAAGCACUUCUAGUUUCUCAUCCUGAAAUUGCAGAUGCCGCAGUGAUACCGUUUCCAGACAAAGAAGCAGGCCAAGUUCCAAUGGCUUAUGUAGUUAGAAAACAAGGCAGCACACUCUCAGAAUUUAGUGUGAUUGACUUUGUUGCCAAACAGGUUGCACCCUACAAGAGAGUUCGAAGAGUGGCGUUUGUGAGUGGGAUUCCAAGAUCUACAGCAGGAAAGCUAUUGAGAAAGGAUCUGAUUAAACUCUCCACAUCAAGGUUUAAAACUUCUAAGAUAUAAGUGUAAGAUUUGGUGGUAAAACCACCUAAGAAUGUAGUGGAAAUGAAAACAAAACUAAAAAUAAAUAAAAUACAAUA